AAAAAAAUUAAAAAUCCGGGUGGCCCGGCCUGGCCCGGUCUGGCCCGGAACCGGACCCGGAACUGCCCACCACCGGUUCGGGCUCGGGCCUCAUUUUUCUGAAUCGAGGCCCGGCCGGGCCCAGGCCCGAACCGGGCCCGAACCGGAACCAGUCCACCUCUAGGUUUGGGCAGUCCGGUGGAGUUGGGGGUAAAAUUUCCUACACGUUUUCUCUCAUACUUAUAUUCUCAAAUUCUCUCUAUUCUCAUUUUAUUAAUAAAUUUAGAAACAUGGAGUUUUGACUCAAUUGCGGCCGUCUCCCUAGAGCUUAAGGUUUGAUUCUUGCGUAGUUUGCGCCUUUUCUUCGAGGAGUUGGCUUCGGCAGAUUCCUUCGUUUUUGUUUGCUUUGCAGGAUAGUUUGGGUUUGGAUUCAGGGUGCCAGUGGGAGAUCGCCGCAAAGCACCGAGAGGGAGGAUUGGGCUCGGUGAUGUUUUGCCGUGUGAUGAGACGAAGGCCUAUUCAGCCUUGUUUUCGGAUGAGAUCUGUCAUCCGCUUCAGUGAAGCGGGAAGGCAGAUGGAGGCUUCAAACAGCUGGGCAACGAAGGAUAAAGCAGCUGGUGGCAAUUUUGCUAUACGAGCGGGACAAGGAGGAAUGAAGGGGCUUCGUGUAUUCCAGAUUUUGAUCGUCAAUGGAGAAUCAAUUGGUGUGGUACCGAUGGUACGACCCCCUUCAGAACCACCGCCAAGGGUUGAUCGACGCGAUUUGGAGUUUGCUUAUUUAUCUUUUCUGCAUUUUAAUUUUCAGGUGAAGACGUUUGUGUUGUGUUGUUAUUUUAUUUUAUGUUGUAAGACUCUUGCAUUAGGUUUGGGGAAUGAGAGGUCUACGGUAAUCAUCAUUGGCUGUAUGUUGCCCAAUUUAGGUCUAGUGAGUUAUAUUGAUUUGCCAAAGGUGAUUAACUCAGAGUCUCAGCCAAGGGCGGAUGGUUACAUGUGGUUCUUUUGUUAUCAUGUACCCCUGCUGAAUGCUAUUUUAUUAAUCUAAAGCCAUUUUGACGAUAAAAAAAAAAAUUCUCUCUA
Cuscuta epithymum is the source of this 1056-nucleotide messenger RNA. NCBI's taxonomy places the organism in Eukaryota, Viridiplantae, Streptophyta, Magnoliopsida, Solanales, Convolvulaceae. The record is from the annotation of a GenBank genome assembly.